AUGAAGCUUAAUCUUUAUAAUAAACUUCUAUAUAUCCCAAAGAAGAAAUCUGGCCUGAUUGAAGCUAAAAGAAGCAAGAAUAUUGCACGUCCAUGUGUCUCGGCGGUUGCAGGUCCGGAAGACAACGUGGCAGAUUAUUACCAGCAGCAAGUAGAGAUGCUUGAAGGCUUUACCGAAAUGGAUGAACUUGCAGAACGUGGAUUUGUCCCUGGAAUGUCUAAGGAAGAGCAGGAGAAGUUGGCGAAAAGCGAGACAUUGGCGAUUAGAAUAUCAAACAUUGCGAACAUGGUUCUCUUUGCUGCCAAAGUCUACGCGUCCGUCACGAGCGGCUCUUUAGCAAUCAUUGCGUCCACAUUGGACUCACUUCUUGAUCUUCUUUCUGGCUUCAUCCUGUGGUUCACCGCCUUCUCGAUGCAGACACCAAACCCGUAUCAGUAUCCCAUUGGGAAGAAAAGAAUGCAACCAUUGGGAAUCCUAGUAUUUGCAUCAGUGAUGGCGACACUUGGAUUGCAAAUCAUCUUGGAAUCUCUUCGCACGAUGCUAUCCAGUCACAAGGAGUUCAGCCUAACGAAAUGGCAAGAGAGUUGGGUGAUUGGGAUCAUGCUCUCUGUUACAUUGGUCAAACUGCUCCUGGUCCUUUACUGCAGAUCCUUCAGUAACGAGAUUGUUAAAGCUUAUGCACAAGAUCACUUCUUUGACGUCAUCACAAACAUCAUCGGACUCAUUGCAGUAAUCCUCGCCAAUUACAUUGAUAAUUGGAUGGAUCCAGUUGGAGCCAUCAUCCUCGCACUGUACACGAUACGGACAUGGUCAAUGACGGUUUUGGAGAACGUGAACUCUCUAGUUGGGAAAUCAGCGACACCAGAGUAUCUGCAGAAACUGACUUACCUGUGUUGGAACCACCAUAAAGCCAUCAGGCACAUCGAUACAGUGAGGGCUUACACAUUCGGGUCUCAUUACUUUGUGGAGGUUGAUAUUGUUCUUCCUGCGGAUAUGCCUCUGCAAGUGGCUCACGACAUUGGAGAGUCGCUGCAAGAGAAGCUCGAGCUGCUUGAGGAGAUCGAGCGGGCCUUUGUGCAUCUUGAUUAUGAGUACACUCACAAACCCGAGCACGCUAGAUCACACUGUUAG
Molecule: messenger RNA, 1131 nt
Organism: Thlaspi arvense
Lineage: Eukaryota; Viridiplantae; Streptophyta; Magnoliopsida; Brassicales; Brassicaceae
Source: the annotation of a GenBank genome assembly